Messenger RNA from Xyrichtys novacula (pearly razorfish), 24285 nucleotides. The record is from the annotation of a GenBank genome assembly. NCBI's taxonomy places the organism in Eukaryota, Metazoa, Chordata, Actinopteri, Labriformes, Labridae.
GCAUUAAAAAUAACACCAUCGGUUCUAUCUUACUUACCGAUUCCGGGGGCGGAGUAGAUGAAGUACAAUGCGGAGGUGGACAAUGAAAAAAGGAAUAAAAGCCCAAGGAAUGACCUUCUCCGGAACCGCAAAUGUGUCGGCAUUAUACAGGCAGCAAAAGCACACACAGGCACGUUUUGCGUUUGUACAACGACGAUCGACCAGUUCCGAUGUGUCCAGAUGCCAGAGCCAGUGGUCCACGGACAGCCUGGGUUAAAUGAGCCGAGUAGGGUGGCCGGGUCUGCGGCUGCGGUGAGAAUCCAGGGGCGAGUAGGAAGUCUAUAUCCGCGGCAGGUCUAGCACGGGAGCGGACCUCCAGCUUAUUCAGUCAAGGCAUUCAAAUCCCAUUCCUGAGAGGACAGUUUCGGUUUAGGUAGAGAGUGUGUCCGGUAUCGAAACGGUUGACAAUGAUAGCGCAGUUUUUACCGGCCUGCUGUUUUCAGUGAGAGACCAUCAUUUGGCUCACACACACUCGUCGCUGAUGGUGUUUGACCGCUCCUGCGUUUUGCUCGCCUGCCUACUGGCCCUAUGAAUGGGGCAGCCCCUCCGCAAAAUGAGCAAUACCUAAAGUGGGCGUUAACAGUACCCAACUAACAAGUACGUCCUCGCUGAACGUUCAGCAACGUAACCUGGCGACCAACACACUUAAUGAUCGCCUUGACAACAUCGUCCCUCAAAGCGUUUUUGCUGAUCAGAAAAUACAAAAGCAUUUAUAUGACCAGGAUUUCCUGCUCAUAGCGGGUUUGCCGGCUUGCUCCACUCCCCUUUCACUCCUAGAUGAAAUCAAUCAAGAUAUAUCGCUUAGGAUGUUAUCUUGGGCUACAUUAGUUUGUUGGUGUACACACACGAACUAAUGGUUAAAAGGUUUUGCAUGGAUCUACUACUUUGUAUUUAUCAAUGUAGGUUGCAUGCUUGAACUCAGCCACCAUAGUCAUCAUAAAUAUGUGUAACAAAUAUGUGUAUAUUAAUUUGAACACAAAACCUUUCUUGACUUUUGUGCCUUAUUUUGUGUUGUGGUACAUAUUAGCUUUUAAAUUUUAUUAUAUAAUAUUUUAUUUUAUUUUUCUAUGUUUGGACUGCUUUAGCCAAUAGGCUCCAGGUUAAAAAAAAUACAAAAAAGCACAUAGAUUUGUGAACAAUCUUGGUAAAAUAGGCCCACACAGGAAUGCAAACAGAGGCUAUGAUUUCACAUCCCCUCGCAUUAUAAUUACCUUUUUUUAAAAACUCAUCUCGAUAUAAUGUGUUCUAUCUUUGUCCUCUUCCAUUCAAAUCCACCCUAAUGAUUCAUUUAAUCGUGACAGAUGUAUUUCUGGUUUCCUUCACAUGCAGGUAAGUUGCAUCUCGCACAAAACUACAAUAACCAUAAAGCAUCGGGCAGACGACUGCAAUGGACCAUGGGAAAUCGCGUUUAUAAGGAAUACUGGAAAAGCAACAAGACUCUAUUUUAGCGCGUUACAGCGCAAUGUUGUAGAUAACAUAUAACAUGUAUGAAUAAAGUUUUGUCUUUUCUUAAUAAUUGAUUAAAACUACACUUUUAUCUGAGCUGUCUAUGCUGACAUUAUUCAACGAAAGACUACAACUCCCACUCCAGCCCUCUACCAGGAAGUAGAACAGUGAUGUCAACAGAUACACGAAGCUGUCGACAUGGAACUUCGAGUUAUUUUAAUUGUCAAAUGCUGUAUUCGGCUUUAAAUUUACCGGCUCGAGAAUGAGAGGCGUUAGUCGCAAUAUUUUGUCGCUGUUGUUUGUGUUGUUUUUGGUAAAUGUCAGCCUUGCUCACCGAGAAAGGAGAGAAGACUCUUUGGACCUGCGGGAGAGAGGUGACGACGACGGUGGGGAUGUAAACCACGACGAAAAGACUUCAGUUAAAAGCCAGGAAGCAUCUAGUAAACACGAUAAUAAGGAUGGAGUUGAUUCGCAGGACCAACAGAAGGAUGGGCAGCCCGUCAGGUUCGUGUUUAUUUAGUUAUUAUAAAGACAAGUGUUUGUAACUAGCUAGCAUUAGCUGUCAUUGAAUAGGCUUCUGGUGUCACGCUUUUGGCUGCGCAGCAUACCUGUUAGGUUACACUCCACACUGAUAAGGCAUAGUAUUAGAAACACCUGAGCACGUUAAUGCAAACCAAUACGACAGCUCUACCAUAAACUCAACAUUGAUGAAGCCUCAGAAUCCAGUUUUUGUUCAUACAAUUAAACCAGUCAUAAUUGUUCCAUAAUUUUUUGAUGGUUGGAAUUGUAGUGGGAGUUAGUUGUUGCAUUGCGUUGAAAUAUAGUGAAUAAGAAGAACUUUAUUAGUCUCCAAAGGGAAAUUCAAUUGUCUGUUGUCUCACUUGACAUGUCUCUAAAGGUUAUCUACUAUUUACACAAGAGUUAUAAAGUCUGAUGGCUGUGAGUACAAAAGAUCUUCUGAAUCUUUCUGUCCUGCAGCGAAAAGAGAGGAGCCGUCCAUCACCAUUGACCCUUUGGUCCAUCAAGGUGUUGUGAAGUGGGUGAUCCAUGUUCUUUAGAAUAGUCUCCACCUUCCUCAGUGUAGAUCUCUCCACCACAUCCCCCACUGAGUCCAGCUUGAGUCCAACCACAGAGCCGGCCUUUUUCACCAGUUUUUUAAGACGUCUUGCAUCUUUGUGUUUGACACUUCCUCCCCAGCAGACUGCAGCGUAGAACAGAACACUUGCCACCGCAGACUGAUAAAACAUCUGCAGCAUCUUACUACAAAUGUCCAUUGAUUGGGGUCGUCUCAGUCUAUAUUCUUAGACCAGUCCAACUUAUUAUCCAGAUGUACACCUAGGUAUUUAUAUGAUUUCACCAGUGUUGUUUUCGUUGACAAUGACGUUGAUGGAAAUAUUUCGUCAACGUCAUCGUCAACGAAAACAACACUGCAGAAUAUAUGUUUAGCGUUUGACUGAGGAAAUGCUCAUGAAUUUUGCAACUCUGUUCGUCGUCCACCACUUACGUUUUCGUCUUGUCUUGUCAACGUCACGUCUUCGUCGUGGAAAAAAGGGACGUUGACGAAAACAAUAGACGUUGAUGAAACAUGUUGGUCAACGUCAUCAUCAAUGAAAACAACACUUCACAGGCUGAAGAGGGGGUUUGGAUCUAUGGAAGUCUAUGUCCAUCUCCUUUGUAGACUGUCCAGAUAGUGGAAGGUGUUCCUGAUAUUUUCCCCCUACAUUUAUGUCAAUUUGGAGUACAAAAUAUGAGGAACACCUUUCAGUGUACAAGCACUGUACUGAGUAAGCUGUAAUUUGGUUAAGUUAAAUCUAGCAGGAAAAGCCGUUUUGUAAGGAUUUUCAAGUAACGUAUCAGACAUCAAAAGCUGCUUAACCAACUAAGGUGAAGUUACAGAAGGUUUGUUUGAGGAGAAAACAGCUAUGGUGGUUGUAUGUACCCCAAAGUAUUACAGUCAGUUGCUGAACCGUCACCUCCUUUAUUUAGCUUUCUUACUCAAAUACACAGGUGUGUGCUGAAGAUAAGAGCAGGCUGGUUUGCGAUCCAGACUGAAGUCACUCAUUAUGAUGUUGCGUCCUGAGGACAACCAUGCAAACAUUUGCUGUGUGAUACAGGGACAUUGUAAACACUGAAUUCCUGCAGUGUUUCCUGCAUUACAAGUGCCAGACUUGUGGCAACUCCGUCCAAGGUGUAGAGGCUUUUCUGUGUUGCAAUUCUGCAUUACAAAUCAGGCCCUGAAUAUUUGCAUUAGUAUUUGACUCUCAUUUCGGAAUGAAAAUUAGUAUGGUACUCAAAGAUGUUUAUUUUAGGAGGAAAAGAUUGGUUUCUCUGAAUGUACCGAGGGUUAAAAUGAAUGGGGUUUCAUGUUCAGCUGAGGUUUCCGUAAAGAGACCGUUAUCACAAACUAUGUCUAUUGAUCAACAGAAUUUCUACAAUGGUUAACUCAAUGAUGUCAUGUCUUGUGAUCUUUUCUAUGCCAAAUCCAGAUCUCUGUUUAUCCGCCUGAUUUAUAAGUUUAUGGAUUUUCUUUCGUCUGCCUCUCUACAGCAAGCUCAAUGACACAGAUAACAACAGCAAUGAGACCCUCCACUCUACCACACCUGCCGGGAAGCCAACCACUCUGGCACCGCCAACCCCUAAGCCCAUUUUGCCUGUGCAGACGGGCGUCAAGGCUCAAGAAGAAGAGCAGUCCAGCGGGUUGACCAUAUUCUUUAGUCUGCUGGUUAUUGGUGAGAAGCUCUUUAUGUGCUGCAUUGCAGAAAACCUGUCUGACUCAGUCUUUUCAGUCUGAUUUUCCUUUGCAGUCUAUUACUGUCAGCAGAAAAUGCUCAAGCACAUUGUUUUUUUUAGAGUUUUGUAGUCUAGGGUUUCUCUAGGCUACAGGAUAAGACAUGAAAAUGACACACCACAAUGCAGGAAGUAGAUAAAGGAAAGGAUGUGGUGUAAUGUUUUCGUCAGAUACAUGAUUCGCCCAAAAUGCACUUUGUGUCACAUCAGGUUAAAUCAGGUCUUUACCAUUUAAGACCAAUGCAGUUGUUUAAAUCAUGCAUUAUGUUGACACUUUGAUGAAUUAAAAGAGGGGUAGGCUGGAUCUGAGGAAGUGCCAGUUUUAGGGUAUAAUCUUGAAUGUAAACACUACCCCUCUCUACCAGUUUUCCCCUCAGCUCCUCCUCUCUCCUUCGUCUCUGCUCCAGCAAGCCCCGCCCACAAACAGACGCUCGUCCUUGCUCAUAUCGUUCCAAUUAAAUUCAGGUAUAACGUAGAUAAAUACUUCAAAUAAUUACAAAUGGGGCUCAGUCAACAUGAAAGUAAAAAGCAUUGGUGCUACUGUAGAUGCUGACAGACUACCAGCAAACACAAUGUUUGCAGGACUUCUACAACUAGAAUAAAGUGACAUACUCCAGGACCCGAGGGAAACAGUUUAGCAACGCUACAACAUGCAGCAGGUCCCGUUUGACAAGAAACACUUCUGUUACAUCUGGCUUAGUUUAUUAAAGAGGUUUACCUGUCCAGCAGAAAAGUUACAGGGUCCGUAAGAUCCCGAAGCGUCCCCCAACAUUGUUGACCCGGCUUUUUUAGCUCUUGUCCGGGUGGUCUAUCUCCUUUUUAAGCGCCCGUAAUUCCGCCAGAGUCUCUGGUAUUUACUUCAUUUUCUUGCUUGUAUUUGUGGUCGUGGCUAAAGGAGGAUUCAGAUGAUUUUCUGUACUUUCUGUUUGGUUUCUACUGUCUGAUAUUGUAGCACGCUAACUUUGUUUGGGCUCCUGAACGACACAGAGGAGCAGCAUCUGUCUCACAACCAAUCAGGUUGGGGGAGGCAGAGAAUUGCUAUAUUUCCAGUCAGAAAGAGUGGACCGCUCUAAAACUUUAAAAUGUUGACUACACAGACAUAACAAAACACAGCGAUAUUGUGAUAUUACCAAAUGUCAUCAAUGACUAAUAGCUAUUGACUGAUAUUAAAAACUUUUUUGUAUGUACACCACAAAAAAGAUGCUUCUUGAACGGAUUCCUGCCUACCCCAUCUUUAACUUUGUAGACACAAACAGAACUUAUCGCUAUCAGCCUAAUACUUGAAAACAACAGGAAUGUGGCUUAUUGAAAGCAUAACAUGCACGUUUAAAUCAUGGGCUGUAUAAAACAUGGACAUAGUUCCUGUUGCUUCACUUUGUGAUGUCUGAGAAACAUCUUAAACCCAACAAUGAUGAUUAGCAGGUUGGAAAUGCUGAUUAAAUCUGACUUUUAAUCGGCCUAGAAAGUAGCACAGAAGUGGAGUUGAAGCAGGCAGUCAGCCUCCUGGCAAACAGCUGAGAGGUGCCCCUACCUGUCUGUCAACUUAGCUAGGUCUCUAAUUGUGCCAAUUUACAUGUGACUCUUGGGCUUUUUAACCAUAUUGGCUCAAUUUCUCAACCCUGGAGGGUCCUGCUCGGGUCUAACUAUUAAAUCAGAAGCUUGUCUUACAUUGUAAAGGUCAAUAAAUGAGGGCUCAUCUCAAAGUACACACUGGAAAGCCAACAUUUGUCCAUUUGCUCUCAGUUUUAAUUAAGCCUUAAUUUAAUCUCCCUGAUGAGAAAACAGUGCAAAAAAAGAACCGGCAUACACUGUGUGUUGUGUUUUACUUAUCCCCAGCCCUCUGUUUUUAUUGUAUGUAUAAAUUGCUAUUUACUUCAUUGGGGCCUUGGGGUUCCUUGUGUAAUUAGCUAAUGUGCAUAUGUACUGAUUUAACACACUGACAUGCACUAUUAGAGCCCUGUGGUACUGUAACAAGCUGACUUUACGUUUUAAUUAGGGGCAAUUAUCUUUUAUGCACAGUCACAACUUUUAAUUCAAAUGUCAAGCAACUGCUAUGUAGUCAUAAUUAUGUCAGGCAAGUGAAUUUGAACUAAUAUGCAUAAAAAUAUGUAAGAAGUAAGACCAGAAUGAGGUGAUUUUAGACUGUCAAGGAGAGGAAAAUGAGUUUGAGAUAGAUUUUAUGAUUUCUAUAGACAUCCCUGGUUGUAGGUUUUGCAGUAGAUAGCAGCCUGGAAAAGAUGUUAACACUUUAUGAUGGGGAGGGGGGGUGUUUUGGGGCUGAUCUGAGUGGGUGCGACAUGGAUGGAUUUGUCCUGAAUAUUCAUUCACCGGUCUUCCCUCUCUACCCCAGGUAUCUGCAUCAUAUUGGUGCACCUGCUCAUCAAGUUCAAGCUCCAUUUUCUUCCGGAGAGUGUGGCUGUCGUGUCCCUUGGUGAGAACUUCUUAUGUAAUUUGUUGCUCUGCACAGGUUGGGUAAAAAAAAGUAACAGUGUUUCUAUAUUUAGAUCCUCUCUUGGAAGAAUAUUUCUUUUUUUAGAGCAUGUAUAAAUAAUGAAUUUGAAGGCUUUUCUCUGGAUUUGCGUCUUUUACUCAGACUUCGCUUCCUUGUUUUCUUUUCUUAAAAGUAUGUGUGAUUGUUGAUUCCGUCCAUUAUCGCUCCAGCACAAGAUUAAAGUGGAGGUUUAUUCUCAACGAUUUAUUUAUCUCUGGGGAUGUCACUUUCCUCCUGUUUAAGUUUACUUUAAGUUCAGUUGAUUUCCCUAGAGGCCGCCCAUUGUCUCCAUCUUUGCUUAUUUGUGCAGUUACACUCUCCAUUCUCAGUGACACAUACCUGUCUUGACCCUGAAAACCUUUUCCUCCCACGUGCCUUGCAUAUUUCCAGUGAGACAGAGCUCAUCUCGGGGUUGUUAGGAGCUGGGGACUCUGCUGAAGAGAGAUAACACUCUGCUUACAAAUCAGGAAGGACUGCUUUUCCUUCCUCUUCACUUCCUCUCACUCUCAGCGACUCUUUGUGUCUUUCUCUCCUUCCCAUCUGCCUUUAGACGUGGGUCUUCCACAAAGCUUUGAUGCUUGUACUUAAUUUGUUUUCACAUUAUAUCUGCCUCUCUUCUGCCUCUGCCCUUUACUCGUCUUUGUGUUUUCUUUGCCCUUUUUAAUUAAUGUUCUGCAGGGCUGAGAAAAAACAGAGAGCCGAAGGCCCAAGGGGACUUUAACAAAGACAAAACUAAGACAAUAGCCCUUGUACUCUCCUCAUGUCUAAUUUAUCCCUAGUGGACAUUAGCCAGACUCCUGUUUGUUUUAACCACUAAAAUAGCUCUCUCUGCCUGAGGUCUGCACUCCAUCUGUAUUGUGGUUGCACUGCAGUUUUCACAUGAAGUUGUUAAAAUAUUAAUACAACGGUUAUGUUUUCUGUCUCCAUUCUCUUUCCAGGAAUUCUUAUGGGAGGUUUCAUUAAAAUCAUUGAAUUCCAGGAACUGGCCAACUGGAAGGUAGAGUUGCGCUUUAUUGUUAUACUUAAUUCCACCCAUUCUUGUGUGCAUAUUAAGCUUGAUACUUUCCUCGCUCACUAUCCAAGCAUGUGCAUGGAUAAAAUACACGAAAACAUUUGCAGUUUUUGAACUUUUAUGCACGUUUUUUUUUUUUUUUUUCCUGCAUAGUUAUUGUCUCCUUUUGAAUUAUAAAGUAUUUCUUUUUCAACUUGGUAACACAAAGCCAACAAACCAAAAACCCUGGGGACUGUUUAAAACAUUAAUAAAAAUAGAAUCAGAUGAUUUGCAAAUAAUUUGAUCCUAUAUUUGCAUAUAAUCCAAGAUUGAAAAUAGUUUAAGAAAAAUACCAAAUUUUCAAACAGAAAAUGGUCGUUAUUUUAUGAAAAGUACAUACUCAUUUUCAAUUCCCUGCUCGCAGUAUAUUUUUAAAAGUAAGGACAGAGGUGUGUUUGCCGUUGCGUUGAAGCAACUGUUUGUUAAUGACACCUUUAUCAAAUGUUUAGGAGCCAAGAAAACCAGUUUCUGGAGUUCUGGAAGGGAAUUGUUGUCCUAUUCUUGCGUAAUAUAAGAUUUCAGCUGCACAAAAGUUCAGACUCUCCUUUGUUGCUGUUUUGUCUCAUGAUGUGCCAAGUACUUUGAAUGGGUGACAAGUCUGGACAUCAGACAGGCCGAUUUAGCACCUGGACACUGUUACUACAGUACAAUUCGAGCUGGGUGAUAUGGCUUGGGACUGAUAAUACAAAAUGUUUAUGAUAUAUCACAAUACACAGCAUACAUAUAUACAUCUCAAUUUUUUGAAACCUCCUCUAAAUCACUGUUAAAACGUAUCUAAUGCAUAAAAUGAUACCCUUAUGAUGAUCCAAAUAGACUGUGGGAUUUUUUUUUAUUCCAUGCAAAAAGAGAGGAAUUACAGUUCAGAGCAAACUUUUUAUUUAGAGCCAAGCCAUCAGAUUCAUAAGCUUUUAAUAAAAUUAGAAUAAUGACAUGCUGUGACUUUUCUGUGACCUGGUUGUCAAAGAUCAUUUACAAAAAUGGGUCUCGAAGCAACAAAGAAGUGCAUCCAACAACCACAGAACCAUAACACCACGGACAUCAGACUCUAGAUAAUUAAAGAAAAGUUUUAUUUGAGCAGCACAACUUCAGUUCACAAUCCCCUGCUCUGUUGUGCAGCGUGUGUGUGUGUGUGUGGGAGAGAGAGCAGCCUUCACCAUGUCGUCAUAAAAGUUUGUAAUCAUCAUUAAAUGUUUUUCAAAGUCGGAUGAAGGUGAAUGUGGCUGUGUGUUAAUUUGAAGAGGGGAAGUGAGAUCCAAUCAUGAGUGAUCACUGGAGGACUGCAAAGGUUGAUUACACGAGUAGAGGGGUCUCUCUGAGCACAGUAUGCUUGCCUUGGCUCCUCUUUUGGUGCUCACCACACCCUCCUUUCCUGAUCCAAAAACAAGCAUGCUUUUUAGAUGUGAGAGGGAGUGUGCUGUCCGCAGGGAGAGGGUGAAAAAAGCUGCAAAGAGAAGGCUCAAAAUGUUUACAAUAUAAUUUCUGCUUAAUAGACCCAAUAUACUAGCUUGGCCAACCUCUGAGAUAUACAGAAUUACUAUAUUUUGAAUAUACUCAACACAUUGCACACGGAAGUACAAUGCUGUAGUGAUAUAUGUAGAAUGUGGUUUGGUAAUAUGUGAGGUAUCUCUCGUUAAAGGCAUAAACCAGGUGGUCCUCUUCCUCUUUGCAUGGUUCACUUUUUUGUUUCAGUGAAGAAUUGUGUUCAUAGAAAAUGAAUGCGAGUGAUUUUAGACCCAUGCAGUGAUUUCGACUGAGAGUCCUGUGUUUUUCAAGCCGAGUUAUCUGAGGGUCUGGAGAUCACACCCAUUCAGUAUUGUCUGGUCUCUUUUGACCCAGGUUUCUCCACAUUCUCUGGUUUAUUUUAAUGAAUAAGAAUUACUUUAUCAAUCCCCAAAGGGAAAUUCAAUAUUUACAGUAGAUUAUGGAAUUCUUUGCAUCUUUGGACUGAGGAAUAUGACUUUGAAAUUGUUGAACUAUUCACUCAUGCCAUCUUGCACAGAGGAAUCUUAUUUUAAUUUCUGGGAGACUCCACCACCACCUCUCUGGCAAACUCAAAUUUUUAAUCAAAAGACUUUUUUACUGUUGUGUUCUACCUGUCCCAACUUUUUUGAAAGGUGUAAAAUAAACCAUGUUCAUGAAACAGUACAAUUUUUCAUUUUCAAUAUGCGAUACGUUGUCUUUGCACUAUUUUCUCUCGAAUAUGAGGUUUAAUUAAUCUGUCAACGGUCAAACUUUGCUGAUGAAGUGUGGUUGUUCUUGUCAUAAUAUAGUUUCACAUCAAAAAUUCUGAAGGAGCACACCCCAUAUUCCCAAUAAGCAUCCAUUAACCCUUAGCUGUAGUUUUUUAUACCUGUCUUUCCACGCCUGGCCUAUCGCUCGGUCAUUCAUUUCCUGCCCACCUUUUUUUUUUUUUUUCUUGUCACAAAUCUUAUCGUUUUAUCUCCACUGUGUUACCUACCCCCGGUGACACGACCCAUUCUUUGCCUGUUAUCUGUUCCCUCUCUGUCCCUACGAGCCCUCCUUCUUUCUCCUGCCUCUCAAAGCCUUUAAUUAACAUUCCUUGUUCUCUGCCAGUGAGUGAGAGAACCAGUGAACAGGAGCAACGGUAGAGAGACACAGAGAGAUGCAGAGUGAGGGGGGUAGGGAGGCAAAAAGAGGACAGGUUGAGUCAAUGUUUCUUGCACACUGGGGCCCUUUGUUUUUUGGCCUGGGGGCCCCUGGGUGUUGCUGAAUCAUCAGCACUGGUAACCAGAGCCCCAUUUCCCCCACUUUACCCCUGUCCUGUGAAUCUCCAGCCUGCUAUCUUUAUUUAUGUGUUUGUGCUCUCAGACAAUAGACUUACUCACCUGUGCUUAUACUAAAUAGUAGAUGGGGGCUUCAUGGCCUACUAACACUGUAAAGAUUGAGUACAGUUUACUAUAGUAAAGUUGUUACAGCUUUUUAUGCAGGAGAUAGAAAUGUUGAAUUGUUUAUAGGCUUCUGGAGACUUGUAAAGACCCAGGCCUUGGUUAAAAUCUUUUAUGUCUGACUUUUUUGGUUUAAAAAGAGCCCCCAUGAGCAGGCACGCAACAUACAACCAGUUCAGCGAGUAAUCUGGCCACUUUUUUAAAAACUGGAAGCCUUUAGAAACUGUGUAAACAUUAAAUAUUCUACUUUCAAAAUGUUUAGUUCUCUUUUUAUUCAAUCUGUUGUUGAUUUUUGCAGGUUUAAACUGGUUACCUCCUCAUGCUUUUACCUACCCUAAGGGCACAGACAGGCAUGCAUGUAAAGCUCACCCUCAAGCUAAUCUAUCCAGUUCCCAGGAAAACCUCACAAUCCUUAAAAAGGGUGCAGCCCCCUCCCCCACUUUUCCAGGCAAUAGCAUCCUGUCACCACUAGCUUCGGCCUCAUCUUUCACCAGCCUCCUCCUUACCUUUCUUUUUUUAUUUUCCAACAUGACUUCUUCGUACUCUCCAGCAUAAAGAGAGGCUUUUCCCUCGCACUUUCUGGUACUGUUCACAGCUUCCUUGUCUCUCAUCUGCCUAUCCCUCCCCUGUGCUCUGACACAGAUUGAAGAAGAAAUAGCAUACUGGUAAAGAGUAACACGCCAGCAGCAGUUUGUCUCACAGGCCACGCACAGAGAGAGAUACAUAGGUGAAUGUAUUUUCAUCUUCAGAGUACUCCAGGUAGUAACUAACUUUUCCGUCUGUUUUAGUAGUCAAGCCUGCGCCUGUUUCUGGGCUCAUCAUUUCCCUCAGUGGCUGUAGUUGUGUGUUUUAAGCCCCAAAGGGCAGCACAUACUUUUAAUAGAUCUAUCUCAUGCCGCUGAAAGAGAGAGAGUGACAAGGAGAGCAGCUUUAAUUGUGGUUUGGGGGGCCUUUUUCUUCUGUGGUGAUGUCACCAUGUGUCAAACUUAACCCCCUGGGGAGCCUGUACUCUGAGUGAAGGUCUCUCUAUCGUUCCUGCUCAUAUAUUUUUUUCUUCUGCUAUCUGUUCUUGACGCUCUUUUAACUUGGCCCCUUCAUCUCCGAAAUUCAUCUUUUCUCAUUUAGUUCAUCUUCUGUCUCAACACUUCCCCGGAGUACGCUCAUCUUCGGCUCUCCGGUUUUAUCCGUUUCAUCACUCAGUCCCUUAUAACGUGUUUCUCUGCUGUCUGUCAAUAUCAGUGAUUCUAAAAUCCAAUUACCCUUUCCCAGGACAACUCUAUCUAAUGUUUUCAGGUCACCUCGGGCAUUUUGACUUAAGCUCAUGUGCUUAAACCAUUAGUCAAUCAACGUGUAUUGAAUCACUAACAAUUAGGUCUAUUGAUUAAUGAUUUGUGUCUUUUUAUUUAGCGAAAACUGCCAAACAUUUUCUUAUUCCAAGAUUACAAAGUAAAGAAUUUCAUUUUUUUUCCAUGUUCUACAUCAUUGCUGUUUCAAUGCACGUUUGUCCGGCAUUAGGUCUAUUUUUAGCCUGUCUUGACCUUUUGCAACCAAAGAAGAUCAGCUGUUCAAAAAAAUCUGUGAGCCAUCGUUCUUUAAGUGCAAUCCUCCACUGCAGUUUAAGCUCUUAAAGUAUAUCUACUUAAAUUAAUGUUAGACCUUAUACCUUUGUAUAUUUGACAUACACUUCUGUGUUAUAAAUGCAUUAAUAUGGAGGAAUGAGAAUGCAUGCAUAAUGCACAAAUGCAUUUGCAGAUUCUGAAUAAAAUGACAUAUAUAAUCACAAGUUCCCUGUACAUGUAGAUGCUCUCUUUCAGAAACAUGAAUAUGUUUUAAUGACAAAUAAUGCAAAAUACCAGCUUGCUGACAUCUUCUCAUAUGAAGCUACACAGUGAUGUGAAUGCAAAAUGAGUGUGUGCGCGUGUUCAGUUCAGGAGAGAUUCAUAUAUGUGGCAAUGAAACGUGUGCGUACAUGAAUGCUCACAGACGUACAGCUGUAGAUGUCAGACUCCAGAGCACUUACGGCAUACCUUCUCCUGGCUCAGGUGUUAAUAUUCAUUCCUGACCUUUCACCUGCCUGGAAGGAAGGAGUGCUGUUAGGAUAAAUGUCAAGGAAAAGGUGGAAACCUGGAAGCAUUUCUUGUUGACCUACUUUUUCAGAAAUUUGAGUGCAUAACAGACUUUUUUUCCCCAACAUAAAGUAAGAACCUGUAUAGACUAUCCAGGUUCUUAUCCUUGUCUGACUAGAUUUUACAGGCUGCUUCUGAGAGGAGCAUUGGGCUGAUGUGGAGCCACUGGGGGUGGGAAUCACCAGUGGCUCCACGAUGCAAUAUUAUCACGAUACUUGCCCCACGAUACAAUAUUAUCACGAUACGAUAUCAUCACGAUACUUGCCCCACGAUACGAUAUUAUCAUGAUACUUGCCCUACGAUACAAGAUUAUCAUGAUACUUGCCCCACGAUACGAUAUAAGUGUAUUUUUUAACAUUGUGCAAUACAGUGAAAAUUGCGAUAUAAUAUAUUGCGAUUUAAACCAUCUUUUUAACUGUUUAGCUAAUUUAGCAUUCGUCUUUCCUAUAUGUUUGUCUUAUUUACACAGUAUUUUAUUUUCACGUAGCACAUCUUGCUUACCUUCUGUGUCAGGUCCAUCUCAUCUGUGCCCUGCUUGCAUUCCUAAUGUCUUUCCCCAGGUGCUGCUGUAUUGGUUGCACUGACUUUCUCCUGCUCUAUCAUGUCACCUUUGCCAACCUCACUGGACAAACAGUUGAUUUUAUAUUUCCAUUAUCAUAGAUUUGACUUCAUAAUAACAGUUAAUUUGAAAAAAGAAAGCGAUACGUGGUCAAUGAGACGAUACGAUAUCUCACCAGACAAAAUAUCGCGACACUAUGCUGUAUCGAUUUUUUUCUCCCACACCUAAUAUUCACAUUUGGGUAAAACUGCAUAUAGUGUCUGGAUUGUGCAAGGAGGAUAUAAAUCAACUCUCAUUUCUGUUUUUAAUAGAAAAUAGCUCAUUUAAAAGUUGUCGACUCAAAAGCAGAAGGCAUUGACUUCAUGUCCAUCUGCUUGUGUUAACAGCGUUGAGAGUUGGACUCCAACAGCUGUUCGAAAUGCUCUCCAAAGCACAAAGAGAGAUUGUUGGUUUGAAGGAGGUAAAUGGGCCUGCCCUCCUCCAUCUUUCUAACAGCACCCCCAACCACAGACAAGAAAUAGAUUUUCCCUGAUGUGUCCUGGUAUUUCCUUCUUUUCCUUUUUUCCUUUUUUUUUUUACAAACACAGAUUAUGUACAGAACGCCCCCACACACAUACACACACACUUCUCAACACAUGGUGCAUCAUGCACAGACACAUUGGCAGCCAGAGCGUAAUGCACGGGCACAUGAUGCCUACGCCUGAUCUGGAAGGCUGGCCCAUUUAGCCGAGAAGCAACAAUGAUUUCAUUAUAUCGCUGAAAUAAUCAGAGAGCUCAGGUUUCUGAGAUAUUGUGCUUGUGUAUGGGUGCAUGUGUGUUUGUGUGAUUGACUUUGAGAAAGAGAAAAAAAAAAAAAACUCAAGGUAUUCACGUGUCUGUUUUCCAGUGUGUGAAAGAAAAACCUUGUCAGUCAUGAUGAGCCGGAAUUGCCUGGCAGGCAGGCAUUCCCCCCCUGACGAGCACCUGAUAUGUGUGUAUCCGUCUGUGUGUGUCUGUGUGUGUUUGGCAUUGAGAAGUCAACAUCCCAAUUUAUUUUGUCAGAGGAGCGCUUGUUAACAGCUCAGACACGGCCUCCCUUGUCACCUUUCCCCUCCUCUAUGACUCAGUAUGAAGUCAGCUGAUGAUCACCGAGGUGACUGUCAGAUGAAUAGCGGUGAAUAUUUGUUGAAGAUUGCGUAAUAACACAAGCACAUGUUCUGUUAGUCAGUGACACACACAUCAUCUCGCACCUCUGUUCAUGACCCCGCUCAUAUCAAAGUCUUUGAUCGUUGCUUAUCAGUAUAGUUUGUUCAUCUGAAAAGACUUAUGAAUGUAUAUAGCACCUUCUCCUAUUUCUGCUUUAAUUCAUUACUAUUACCAAGCAUUACUUAUUUGUCUAUAACCUGAUCUUAGCUUCUUUUUCUUCCUGUUGAUUGAGUGAAACUUUUUCUCUCUGUCCAUAUCUUAAAGGAGGAGGAAAUGUUCCGACCCAACAUGUUUUUCCUGUUGCUGCUGCCGCCCAUCAUCUUUGAGUCUGGAUACUCUUUACAUAAGGUACGACACUGUGUAUGUGGAGCUGAAUUUACACAGCUGAAAGAUAAGGCUCAGCACAUAACAGACUUAACAGUGCUAAAGCAUCUGCAUUAGUUAGUCAAAUAAAGAAAAAAAUAAUGUUUCCAAAGGUUUUCAAGCAACGCAAAAGUAAUUCAAUCAUAGUUAAUUCAGAGGACAAACUAGGAUCUUUGCAGGCGACAUACAAGGCUCAGCAUAAAUGAGUAAACCUCUUCAGAGUUGUCAGAAAACCUUUAGUUUCCUUUCAAAAUCAACAUUUGUUUAUGUUAGACUAUACACUAAUACUCCCUCAAAUGUAGGCCAUUGAUUGCAAACGAGAUUUUUUAAGUUGCAUACAAAAAAGUAAUUUGCAAUUUAAAAUCAGGAUGCAAAAAUGAACACACCCUCAUCAAACUUCUGGGAGCAAAGCUAAAUUUUAGCUACCAUAUCACCCUUAUUUCCAUCUUCUGGUAAAUAAAAUGUAAAUGUGCUUUGUCAAAAACUUUUGAAAUUGUACUUUUGCUCAUCUAGAUAUUGAGUAAUACUUUUAAUAUGGGGGUGUACUGACUUAUGCUGGGAACUGUAUUUGCCUCAGGCUGACUAUGACACGAAGAUAUUGCAGCAUCAGCAGCUCUGCACUCAGUCAUCUGUUCCAGUGAACAUUCCUUAUUGUAAAGUCUUCUUUCAGUUGUAUCCUUUAAUUCCUGUUGUGUAGUGCCUAACUGGGUUUUAAAUGCGAUCCAUUAUUUUCACUAUCUCAACAGCUUCAUGUGUCUUCUGAUAUAGUCUUCAUGCACACUCUGCUUCAUUACUCCAAACUAUUUUCUCCUGACCUGCGCUCUCUAUGUUGAGUAAUGCUGUGUAACUUUAAAUGUCAUGCUAUUUAACCUAUGAGCCUCACGUUUGUGUGUGUGUGCACAGGGGAACUUCUUCCAGAACAUCGGCUCCAUUACUCUCUUUGCUGUGAUUGGCACCGCUAUCUCUGCCUUCAUCGUCGGAGGAGGGAUCUAUUUCCUGGGGCAGGUGAGGAUUUCGGUGGAAUCUGUUGACAUGUCCGGUAUUCUCGCACCCUGUUUACGGGAAAAGUGUGAAUUUUAUUACAUGUCUGAACGGAAUGCUUGUAUAAGCCCCUUUGAUUUCUGGAGAAGAGCUUGUUAGUACAGAGGACAGUUGUGUAUUUAAAAAUGCGCUUCUAAUGCUAUGUCUCUUUUCUGAUGUUUUUUUAAGGCUGAUGUGAUCUACAAGAUGUCCAUGACUGAUAGGUGAGUCAUAAAAUUGAACAGCAUCAGCCCUGCCGGGAUUAUUUCUCCUCCUCUUAUCAAAGUUUCAGGGGAUUUCUCUUAACCCCUCCAGACUGCUGAGCCUGCAGGCUUCUCACCUAAAAGAUAAACUCUCUUAGCCCAAAAUGACUGCAAGAAAUCGGAUACAAGCAUUUAAUAUGAACAUCUCACACUGACACCUCAGGUUUGCCUUAAAGGUCAAGUCAUUCAAACAAUGGGAAACUUCAGCGUUUAACUAUUAGAAAGCUCAAGACUGGAAGUUAAUCCAGCUGCCAGGGCUGGCUGGAGGAUAAGCUGAACAGCACUCCACACUCAGGUGUUGUUUUAGAGAGGCUUCAGGCUGUUAUUGUGCUCAAGUAUUCUUAUCCAUACUCCAACUAUGUUUACAUUCCAGCUGCUAUACAGCUUCAAAACCAUGACCUGGUUUUGUUUAUUUUCCCUUUACAAAGUUUGCAAAGACCACCUUUCAGUGGAGAUGUACAGAUUUAUUGGUCAGGCGAUAUAUUAGGAAUGAGGUAUUUGCAAAUUGGUUGGUCACUACCUUCUGACAUUGCUGCGAUUGUUACCAUGUUUUGUAACCGCCUUUGAUGCUCGGAAACCAGGAUAUUAUAUUUAUGUGCUUUGUCAAGUGUGCAUGAAAACAGAACCAUCGUCAGUAUGAGCACACGCAUGAGCGCCAGGGCUGGAGAUUUUCAUUAGAAUUCUUUUUUUAGCAAUAAUGAUUUGUUUUCUUGUCUUUCUUGUCUUUGGUCCUGGUAUUUUUGUGUUUUUAGCUGAAUAUCUGGGGAAAAAUGUCAGCGCUUUUAAGUAAAAUUUCGGGGGAAAUCGAAUCACAACACGAGCCCAGAGGGAAGGACAUAACUAGAAUUUGAUUAGGAAAGCCCCAGAAUGUUUCUAUUUUUUCUUUUCCAAAGUUCUGUGGUCAACAACAAACACUAUUCCAGUCAGCUCUUGUUAGAGUUUGAAUGACUAACAGCAUGAAAAUAUCACUGGGGAAGUUUCUUUUUCUUUUUUAUAUGUGGUUGCACGUACUGUAAGUUGAUAUAUUUUGAGAAUUAAGAAGACACAGAUGAUGUUUUAAAGAUAUAUACAACGUGACACUGUUGUUGUGGCUUAUUUGACACAGGCUGUAAUUAUGGACUUUCAGAUGACUCAACAAAGCUGAACAACCUUCACAACAGCAAUUUAUAGGAUUGUGUUGCAUUAGUGAUUGCAUCUGCUUUCUUGUUUUUGACGCAUUUCCUGUCUGGGUCCUCCCCAGACUUACAAUUUUUGUCUGUUUGUUAUUGUGUUUGUUUCUUAAUUCCUUUAGAAGUAUCUCAUAAUUACUGUGUUACUGUGUCCCUCUGCUCAUCUUCACUCCUUUGCUGCAGCUUUGCCUUCGGUUCCCUGAUCUCAGCUGUGGACCCUGUAGCGACCAUCGCCAUCUUCAACGCCCUCAACGUAGACCCUGUUCUCAACAUGCUGGUGUUUGGAGAGAGCAUCCUCAACGACGCUGUCUCGAUCGUCCUGACGAAGUAAGAGGCCCGACGCAGUCCCUCGUGGUUUGUUCAGUGUCCAGGGAAAAUCAGAUCAAGUAUGAGGAUGAUGAUAAAAGGCUGGGAAAAUAUUUAACUACUAAUGUCCAAAUUAUGUCCACAAUGAGAUGUAGGUGCAUACACACUCAGAAUGUAAGGUCCCUGAGGCAUCUGUUAGACACCUUUAUACCUCCCUGUUAUUUACUCUUACAUUAUAUUUACAGCUAAUUCGACCACUUGAAAAUUAAAAAAACAUACAUUCCCAUCACUCUGAAAAACUUGUUUCCAAAAAAAAAAAUAGAGAUGGCACACAAAAGACAUAAGGUCAAGGGUUUCAGGGUUUAAAAUGUUUUCUAACAUUAAAUUAUGACCUGCUUUUGACUAGCGAUACUCAAAUGCUUUUGUUUCAAUACUGUUGCAGGAAAUCAGAGGAGGAUUAAACGUGACAUCUGAGAAAUGUGACGUCUUAAAGCCACAGAGGCUUAAAAUAGUGAUCAGAUAAAUUCAGUUGACAUUCAUGACAUUCUCAGACAAGGCUUGUAGAUAAAAAUGAUUUUCCUCUGACUUUUUGUUUAUCAUGUGAAUCAAGAUUUCCAGAAAUGACUAAAAUGAGGUUUCAUCAUAUUUCGGUUGCAAAAAAAAGUUGUCAUUGUCACCAGGAGCGGCCUCUUCAGAGCGUCACUCUAUUAGGUUUGUUUACAAAGUCUGCACUAUGCGCACUGACUGGUGGCCACACAUGCCAGCAGGCCGACAAAAUCUUGACAGACAAGUUUGACGGAAACAGAGAGUUGGCAGGAUUUACUUGUUUGUACAAACUGCUGUCAUCCUGUUGGCUGUCUCUAUACUCACUGUAUCUGUGCCUUAUCUCCCCCUGCUCAGGACCAGCUAAAUGUGCAAAGUGAUCUCAAGUGUCUGCAUGGCCCUGAAGAGUAAAUGAGUGCAUGAAUAAUAGAUAUGCUGAACAGCCCUGGCAGUUAGCUUGUAGUUAGCACCUUAGAGGCCGGGCUUUCUUCAUCAGAUACUUUCCAGGAUGGCAGAUAGGCUUUAACAGCCAGGUCAUUAAUGUUUAUGAUUGUAUUUAAGUUUUGAAUCAGUUUGGUUCACUUUAAGAUUUAUGAAAUUUUAAAUAUCAAACUGGAUUUAUUAUUUUAGUUUGAGCCCACAUCUUUAAAGUCGCUCUUUCAACAUACUAAAAAACCUUUCUGAUCGUGCAGAUCCAAGUCCAAAAUACUUGUUUUAAAAUGACAAACUUUUAAAAAAAUCUUUUGAAAUGGUGAUUAAGCAUUACAAAAUAAAACAAAAACAUUACAAAACAUUACAAAAAACUAGCAGAACAUCACAACAAAUGCUCUCAUAACAAUAAUUGUAAGUGAGUUAAUCGAUUUAACAAAAUUCUCAGUAAUACAUUCAGAAUUUUGAUGUCAGUACUACACCCACUCUUAUCUGGUACAUAAUCAUGCGUCUAUGUUCAUAGGAUUCAGUGGUGGAGCGUUCCUGCCCUCUAGGGUCAGAUCAGGGUAUUGCAACAAUGACAUAUGUCUGUGAAUUAACCCAUACUUUUCCUUUUUUUUCCUUCCAGCACAGCCGAGGGGUUCUUUUCCCGCUCAGAUAGCUCCGUGGUGACAGGCUGGGAGACUUUUCUGCAAGCGUUGGGUUAUUUCCUUAAAAUGUUUUUCGGUUCUGCCGCCCUGGGGACUCUAACAGGACUCAUCUCGGCUCUCGUAUCCUGACUCAUUAUGUGCGUGAGAGAAAUGUGAAACUUGUGUGUGUAUGUUGAACUUCUUUAAGUUCCCUAACUCGCUGAUUAGUUUCUGAAACACUUUGAUCUGAGGAAGACUCCUUCACUGGAGUUUGGUAUGAUGAUCAUCUUUGCAUACCUUCCUUACGGCCUGGCAGAGGGCAUUAAGCUGUCUGGUAAGUGCAUAGACACACACACAUCCCCACACACUAAAUAAUGUGAUAAUGAGAUUAUAGUUGACUUUGUAGGUAUUUUUUUUAAUGCUGUGUUUUGUCUCCACCUGCAGGAAUAAUGUCCAUCCUGUUUGCUGGGAUUGUGAUGUCGCACUACACCCAUCACAACUUAUCUCCUGUAACUCAGAUUCUUAUGCAGCAGACCCUGCGCACAGUGGCCUUCAUGUGUGGUCAGUGAAGUCCCUGUUUUCCUCUGAAUUUCAGCUUUAUUUUCAUUUAACGAGAAGUCCUUCAUGCUAUUUUCAAACUGUCCUCUCCAGAGACGUGCGUGUUCGCCUUCCUGGGUCUCUCUAUUUUCAGCUUCCCUCACAACUUUGAAAUCUCCUUCGUCAUCUGGUGCAUAGUAAGUAUUCAUGCAGUGGAAAAGAUCAUCUUAACUAGGGAUGCACUGAUCCGAUAUUUGGAUAGGAUAUCGGCUCCGAUAUUGACAAAUUAACUGGAUCGGAUAUCUGAUGAAUGACGCCGAUCCAGCGUUCCAACCAGUCAUUUUUUAAAUUAAUGUCAUACACAGCAACAUAGCGAUUCUGUUCACUCUAUUUUAUGUCUGUCAAUCCUUUUUGCACUAAAUGUUUACAUGGAAGUCUUACUUCUUUUUGCUGUGUGCUAAUGUGCAAUUUGUUAUUUGUUAAUAAAUAAAUUUACAUCAGUUUUAACUUAACUUUUUUUUUUUUUUUUUUAACAAGGCUAAUGUCAAGCCUGAUGCCUUCACUUACAGGGCAAGGUAUACAGUUCAUUCAUUCAACAGUAGUAUAAGAUCGGUAUCAGAUAUCGGCCGAUACGCUCAGCCCAGGUUUCGGAAUCGGAUUGGAUCGGGAAAAAAUGGAUCGGUGCAUCUCUAAUCUGAACACGUCUUUUCUUUCUCUUGACAGUAAGAUGAUUGUUCUUCUCUCUGUAGGUUCUUGUUCUUCUUGGCCGAGCGGUGAACAUCUUCCCUCUGUCAUUCCUGCUGAACUUUUUCAGAGACCACAAGAUAACUCCCAAAAUGAUGUUCAUCAUGUGGUUUAGCGGUAAGGAGACACAAAGUGCAUGUAAAAACUGCAGGAUUUACAUAUCUCUCCUAAUGCGUGAUCCCAAACAUCCCUUUCACCUCCAUGUUCCCUCUUCUGUUGCUCCAUCUUGUAGGUUUGCGAGGUGCUAUCCCCUAUGCCUUGAGCCUCCAUCUGGGCUUGGAGCCCAUCGAGAAGCGGCAGCUAAUCGGCACCACCACCAUCAUCAUCGUACUCUUCACCAUCCUCCUCCUCGGGGGCGGAACCAUGCCGCUCAUCCGCCUCAUGGACAUCGAGGAAAGCCAGUCACGGCGAAAGAACAAGAAAGAUAUCAACCUCAGCAAGACAGAAAAGAUGGUAAUAGCUGAAUCGUGUAUAUUUCGCUUCAAUCUGCACAAAUACACACAGAUUUACACAGUCGGCUCAACACAUUGAUAAUUUCUGUGUCAUCCUCUCAUCCGCAAUCAAGCUCUCCACUGUCCUCUUCAAAGGAAAAAAAACUCAGAGGGUCGUUUGUAGCAUUUGUGAAGGACACUAAAUGAGCAGGAGUAAAACACACAUCACACAGAUUUACACUCAGCUGAUUUUAACAUCUCCAAAUAGUAAAAACCAGACCAGAGCUGAAUAAUUCGCACAGCCUUUGGCUAAAGUAUCUAAAGAACGCUCUAUCAUAGAUUUCACCAUGUGACGCUGUGUUUGCAUGACUUGUGAAUACAGUAUUUGUGUGUUUGAUCUUCUUCAAUGCUAAGUAAUAAAGUACCAGCAACCACAUCUCUAUCUCCCUAAAGGUUUCUCGCUCUCUUUGAUGCUAGUGCCUCGCUCCGUCUGCUGUUCCUUUCUCAUCUCUGCUCCUUUUUUAUGAGUGAUCUCCACUCUAUCACUCUCACCUCACAGUUCACUCCAUGAUCUCUUCCAACUCUGCUUCAUUUGUUGGCCCCUAUACAGGCAUUUUAUGGAAUUUAUCCAUUUCCCCUUCCUUUUUUUUCCCCUCUCGUUUUCUCCCUAGGGCAACACCAUCGAGUCCGAGCACCUGUCAGAAUUGACAGAAGAAGAGUAUGAGGCUCACAUCUACCAGAGACAAGAUCUGAAAGGGUUUAUGUGGCUCGAUGCUAAAUACCUUAACCCCUUUUUCACACGCAGACUCACCCAGGAGGUAAGAAAGAAAUAAAUCCUCUGAGAGGCUCACAAUGCUUUGAUAUAUUUCAUUAUAUUCACAGUUUUUCUGUGUUUUAAUGUUCAAUACAGCACUUACCAGAGGUGUGGACAGGGGUCACAUGGAUUUGAUGACUUUGGUCUUUACUUGACAAAAUUUAAAUGGACCUCUGACUCAACUUCAAUGCCAGUUGUAAAUAUGUUACCAACCAAAAACUGCAAGAUGACCCAGAAAAAAUGACUUUUAGAGAUGGUCAAACCUCUGCUGAGGGGAAAUACAGAUAAAUGCCAUUUAGCAGUUCGUGUUCAUGUGUUUUCAUAAUGUCUAAUAGUUGUUUCUCCCUCAGUUGAGUGUGAUUGUGGAAUGAACAGUGAAGUUUCAAACUUAGCCAAGGAGACAUCCAAACCAAAGCCGGAUAUAAGAUUAUAUAAAACCAGCUUCUUGCUUCAAGGAUGGAUCUUCUUGGAUGACUCUUUUACUUCAUAUUUGUUGUCCUAAUGCUAAUAUUUCAGAACGUCUAUUCUAUGUUGAGGUGGUUACAUGUAACGUGUGUCUUACAGGACUUGUUACACGGCCGCAUCCAGAUGAAGACCCUCACCAACAAGUGGUACGAAGAAGUUCGACAGGGUCCCUCUGGCUCUGAGGAUGACGAGGAUGAAGCAGAACUCCUGUGAGCUAAAAGAACACUUUCAGAUCAGAUAGAAACUGUGAAGGGACAUUGUGAAGCCUUGGUUGAGGGAGUGACUGAGCUUUUUUUUUCUUUUUUAAAUUUAAUUUUACACUCUUUGUUUACCUGCCUCCAAUUUCAUACGACAACAGAGUGUAUGUCUGCAUACUACAUGACUGGAAUGUGUCGAAUCCUUGUUGCAGUAAAACUGGAUAGAAAAUUGCAACUCAGGAUGAAGAAAAGAGAGUGUGAUAAUGCUGCUCCUUGCUUGAAUGCCAUAUUGUUUCUUUCCCGUAUGUUUCUUAUCUGAAGAUUGAAGUCUGAAGGGAGGAUCACACAGAGGUCGAAAUGGGGAAUUUUCUUGUGAAGCAAUAGUGAAGCACCUUUUCACGUUUUCUCUUUCCUUUUGUGCGGCUGUGUCGUCGUAGCACCGGGUUAUCAAGGUCUGAUAGAAGUUUUCCUUUGUGUCACGGGGGGAAAGAUAAAAUAUAUUGUUGCUGGAGGCUACAUUUUGUAAGUGGAAUUUGUAAUAAGUCACAGGUGCCUGCUUAGAAUAGCUUUCCAUGAACUAGAUUUAAUUCUCUCUGGGUCUCUCUCCACAUUUGUAUGCAUAAAUGAUUCUGAGUCAACACAUAUAUUCAUACUAUGUAAUGAAAAGAAAAUACCACGAGUGAUGCAUGAGCCACCGAGCACCCUCCAGCAGCAGAGAUAAAUGCAGAAGAGAGUUAAAACCAGUGAAAUGUGUUGGGCACAACCAAUAGAACAUUAAACGUAUAGCUUCAAGGAGUAAACUCCUGCACCAGAUAAUUGAAAAAUGCUUUCAUUUCAGAGAGUGGUGCCAGUGUGGAUUCCCUCAGUGACCUUUUUUUUCUGUUUACUGUCACUUACUCUUGUGGGUAUCACCACUUUUUUUGUGUUAAAACGGGACUUGAACUGUUGAUUUUGUGGUUUUCUAAUGAAGUUAAGCACCAAUGAAUGUGAGGGUAAGUGGAAUUAAUGUCAUGUGAAUGUUUAUGUAUAUUUUUAUUUAUUUAUGAGAUGUGUCUGUGCUGUAUGUGGGAUAAAAGCUUUUAUACAAGCUCCAAGAGCACUGCAGACAAAUGGUAUAUAUUAAAACAUAUUUACAUCACUUUCAGUUGUUUGUAAUACACUUGAAUGGGACAAGGUUUGUUUUGUUUAUUUUUCUGAAAUACCUAAUGGAAAAAAAACUGUUCCUACCCUUGAAACAUCUGUUGUGAGACAGAAGUCAAAUAUAUAUAUGCUCCCUUUCAAAAGGCUGUAAAAGAACAAUUUCAUCAUUAAAGAGGUUUUUUAGAAAACUAACCUUUAUGGAGAGAAAACAGUUGACUACACGAAAAAAUGUUUAUUUCUGUGGUUUGGGAAAAAAUACACUCUUAAUUUUAUGACAACUGUAGCUGGAGGCCUUGUGUUUUCCAGUUUGCAUGCAUGUUGAUCUUUCUCAAUAUUUUUGGACCCACUAUCUCUGGGAAUGUCUCCAGAUUUGGCACGAACAUCUGCUCGGACCAAAAGAUGAUGUGACCAUAAUGCAGUGGCGAAAGGUCGAUUUUGGUUUGGCUGUCACUCCAGAAUCUAAACGUGAACUAUAACUGUUUUUUGUCUUUUUAUAAUAGGGUGCAAUGAUAAAGCGGUGACAUUUUAUACCCCAAAGGUCAAAAACCACUUUACUGUUGGAUCUUCAUACCCUGGGAAACCUAUUUUUGGUCAUUGUUCGUAUCCUAUUGUUUUUAAAUUAAAUUUAUCCAAGCAACCAUUGAA